CAGGCUCGUCCAGGGGGCGCUGCCGUCAAACUACGCAAGCGCGGGGGCGGGGCUCGCAAGCGCAUGCGCCGCCUGGAGCCGGAACCGACGCGGUCAGUGGGCGCCUCUGCGCGCGCGGGAAGAUGGCCGAGCCGGCGUCCAAGUCGGUGCUGUUUGUGUGUCUGGGUAACAUUUGCCGGUCACCCAUUGCAGAAGCAGUUUUCAGAAAACUCGUGACUGAUCAGAACGUUUCAGACAAUUGGAGGAUAGACAGUGCGGCCACAUCCACCUAUGAGAUAGGAAACCCCCCUGACUAUCGCGGGCAGGAGUGCAUGCGGAGGCACGGCGUGCCCAUGAGCCACGUGGCCCGGCAGGUCACCAAGGAAGACUUUGCCACCUUUGACUACAUACUGUGUAUGGAUGAAAGCAACCUGAGAGAUUUGAAUAGAAAAAGUAAUCAAGUUAAAAACUGCAAAGCUAAAAUUGAACUACUUGGGAGCUAUGAUCCACAAAAACAACUCAUUAUUGAAGAUCCCUAUUAUGGGAACGACGCGGACUUCGAGGCUGUAUACCAGCAGUGUGUGCGGUGCUGCAGGGCCUUCCUGGAGAAAGCCCACUAGGGCUGGGCAGUCCCCGCCGGCUGCUGCAUGCUCAGAUGCCGGAAUGUUCCCUGGGCCUCAUGUUUGUCUUCCAUUGACUUUAUCUUAAACAAUAAUUGUUGAUGGAAAUCAGUUGUACAUGCAGAAUAAUAAAUAAAAAUCUUAAGCCUUCUUAGACUAGUUGAGCCUUGCUCUCUGCCCCAAUUACAAAAACAGGGGAACAAACACCACAGAACAGAGUAGAACAAAUGCAACAGCGAAACAGGACUCGGAGCCCCAGGUCAGCAUCCAAGGCAGUGUGACGUGGAGGCAGUGGCCUGUGAGGGAAGUGCGGGAAGGUGCACUCCACCCUCCUGGUGCCCUCUCCUCGCCCCGCACCCCUUUGUGGAGCUGCCCUAUAAGAAGUUUUACUUCACAUACCCAGAGUGCACUCUUGUCUACUGGGAGACAGGAAAGAGAAAAGUUUAUGGAAUCACCACCUUUCACACUUGCUGAUUUUUGUUUAUUUCUUGAGGGGCUCAGCUUGUUUCCUCCCACUUGAGCCACUUUAUUUCUGCAAUGUAAUUACAUCCAGAAGAAGGAUGCGUGAAUGCUGUCUUCCCUUGUGGAGGGUUGAAUACUUCUGUGUUUAUACCCACAUCAUCCAAAUGCCAAAUGCAAAUUGGUCUAGGUGGGAAAAUGAUCUAAAAAAGUUCAGUUGUGUUGAUGUGCUUAAGUAUUGGCAUGUUAGUAUUUCUUUGUUAGCUUUUAAUAAGUUUAUAACAAAUAUAGAUCAUUUCUGUCCUUCAGAUAACUAAUUCUUAACUUACAUGGUUGUAUGCCAGAAACAAUUGUUUUCAAAAUAAACUGGAGAGUUACAAAAAUACAA
Molecule: messenger RNA, 1446 nt
Organism: Oryctolagus cuniculus (rabbit)
Lineage: Eukaryota; Metazoa; Chordata; Mammalia; Lagomorpha; Leporidae
Gene: ACP1
Product: acid phosphatase 1
Biological process (GO): protein dephosphorylation
Cellular component (GO): cytoplasm
Molecular function (GO): non-membrane spanning protein tyrosine phosphatase activity; acid phosphatase activity
Source: RefSeq, a predicted model, not a curated record